This is a messenger RNA of Paraphaeosphaeria sporulosa, 3965 nucleotides long. RefSeq lists its product as uncharacterized. NCBI's taxonomy places the organism in Eukaryota, Fungi, Ascomycota, Dothideomycetes, Pleosporales, Didymosphaeriaceae. The coding region runs from base 339 to 3965 and encodes 1208 amino acids. The transcript is spliced from 3 exons. The record is from RefSeq and is a predicted model, not a curated record. Gene Ontology annotation, molecular function: phosphorelay sensor kinase activity; histidine phosphotransfer kinase activity. Gene Ontology annotation, biological process: protein autophosphorylation; phosphorelay signal transduction system.
CCGGAUACCUACUGAUGGCGAGUGGGUCAGUACGUCAAAUAAAUACAAGAACAUUUCACGCCACGACUUGGAAAAUCCACAAUCCAAUCUCUGUGCUCGGCACAAAGACGUUCAUUUUCUGCUCUAGCCCAAAUCCUCCUGCCUAUCGAUUGUUGGUCCGGCUCGCGUUACCGUCCGUCCGUUGCCGCAUACACCGCGCUAAAAAACCGCGACCGUAAACUAGCAGUAUUAUUUGCGCGCAUGUACCCCGCUCCAGUACCGCACGCUCAUCUACACCUGACCUCACCUCUGCGGCGCUGGGUUCUGUUAAAGCGACAUAGACUUCGCAUCUCGAAGCCAUGGCUGCUAGCAGUUCAGCCUGUGCGCAGCCCGGGCAGGCUGAAGACAAUCGCGAACGCGUGCGAGCCUAUGAAGUUGCUGCAUAUCUCUCCGCAGCCUCGUUUCCCUUCGAAAUCGCAGACGGGCCGCCACUAAACCCCUUACCUAGCCGUGACCUCACGCUUAACGCUCUCGUCCAGCACGGUGUCCACCGGAUGGACUGCGACCGUGCUUUUCUCUCCCUGAUCGAUAAUCGCAACCAGUUCGUAUGCGCUGAGAUGACCAAGAGCCAGCCACUCGACGGUGGGGACCUAACACAACCUCUUCUUUUAGGUGCUUCUAGGAUUCCUUUAGAAUGGGGAGUCUGUCCUUAUACCAUGUCUGUCUUCCGUGGCAUGCCUGUCGACAUACCAGAAACCCCAUAUAUCGUUGCUGACCCAUCUUUCUUUUGCAUCAAAGACUUCCGCCAAAUUCCCUUGUUCGCACGUCGACCCUACGUCGCUGGAUAUCCGCACAUGAUUUCCUACAUCGAGAUUCCUCUACGCUCACUCUCUGGUCACAUUAUAGGUAGCUACUGCGUCGUGGACGACAAAGCAAGAGACUUUCUACGCCCCGACGCUUUGAAGACUUUGCGUGAAGUCACUUCAGCCAUUGGCUCAUAUUUAAACAUGAAAAGAAUGGAAGGAAGCCGAACACGAUCCGAGAGGAUGAUGGAAGGAUUGCGCCAAUUCAUCGAGGCAAAACAAGAGAUUGCUUCAGGACGUGACACCAUUGAGGCAAUCGGAUAUCGGACAGGUCCUUUUGACCUUGGAAUCUCUAAAAAGACGUUCCCGACAAGCCUUCCCUCGAGCCAGACGAACAUUUUGGACUCCAAUCAAUCGCUGGAAUGCCCGCCCAGUCUCAUCCCUCUUGCUUUGCAAGAUGUUUCAUUGGACACACAUGGCGCUAUGCCCAAUCUAUCCAAUGCGACGUCUCUUGCAAGCCCACAAGGUUCAUCGAAUCACGCAACUGGAGGCCGAUUAGAACCCCAAAGUCCGCAUCAACGAGAUGCGUCGAGGUCGCUCACAUCGGAUCUAGCAACCCGUAUCAACAACUUGUUUGUAGCAGCCGCGAACACGGCCGGCCAUGCUAUGGACCUAGAUGGCUUAGCGUUCUUCGACGCAAUUACUACUGGAGAUCACAGUCCAGGCGAUAGUUACUUGCGGCCAAACGCUGACGAAGAGGAACCCUUGGCGACGCCGCUUGCGGAGUACCGUGGAGACGAUACAACCCGAGUGCAAUCGGCUCAGCAGCCUCGGCAAUCAGUUAUCAGGCGUUUGACCGCUGAAUACCCUCGAGGACAUCUUUUCGUGGUCGAUGAGCAUGGUGUUCUUGAUUGCGAAAGUAACCGAACUGCAAACACCGAUAAACACUCCCGUGAGGACUUAGCUGCCUCUGCACAAUGGGAUAGCCUUCUCAACUGCAUUCCAAAUGCACGAAUUGCAAUAUUCCUACCUUUAUGGCAUUACCAAAGAGAAGUUUGCUUUGCCACAUGCUUGGCCUGGGUCAACGUCACCGCCAAAACCCUGGACACUGGUGAUCUCAAUUCGCUCACGGCAUUUGGGAAUUCUUUGAUGGCAGAAGUGUUUCGCCUGGAAGCUUUGACGAAUACCCAAGCAAAAUCAGACUUUGUAUCUUCUAUAAGCCACGAGUUACGAAGUCCACUCCAUGGAAUACAAGCAACGACCGAGCUCAUACAAGGCAGCAUCAAAGAUCCGGUCCUACUCUCUCUGGCAGACAUGAUUGAGUCAUGCAGCAACACUCUGCUGGAGACUUUUGACCAUCUUUUGGAAUUUUCGAAUAUAAACAGCCGCGCAAGGGAUGCACCCCUUGCCGAGGAAACUACUCCAACGCGUGGUGAAUCUACCAAUGUACACAAAAAGAAGGAAGCAAUAGACAUGAGAGCGCUGGUCGAAGAUGUCGUCGACGCGGGAUCACUACGUCAUCUUUCCGACGUGGGACUGAACCACGGCCUCACGAAGAAGCGACGUGAAGCCACGGGAGGUCGAGAAGAACCCUUUCCGUGUGAUUCUGUAAUGAUCACGACGAACAUUGAGAACAACCAUGACUGGGUCAUAUGUACAGACACAGAGUCUUGGAAACGGAUACUGUUUAACGUUGUCGGCAAUGCUCUCAAAUUCACAACCUCAGGACACAUCGAAGUGGCGUUGAAGAUGCUAGAGCAAACUCAUGCUGAUUCCCCAUGUAUCAGUCUCUCCGUCACCGACACCGGCAUAGGAAUGAGUCCAGAGUUCCUCAAGUAUCAUCUCUUUGCGCCAUUCAUGCAGGAGAACAAUCUAUCCUCUGGAACCGGACUGGGCUUAAGCAUAGUCAAGAGUAUUGUUGACUCACUCAGUGGUAGAAUCUACGUCGAAAGUCGCCUGCAUCAAGGUACUCGGAUCACGGUCAAUGUUCCCUUCGAACGAGAGUCCGAUUCUUUGAGUCGGUUGCACGUAGGCAGAACCCUCGCACAGCAGGAUCGGUUGCAGGGGCUAUCGCUAGGGUUGCUUAGUAUAGCCCUACCCUAUUCACCAGUUACCGAGCCCAUCCUACGCAUCGUGUCUCCGCCUAUGGUAUUACUGCGAUCCAUCCGUAACAUCUGCGAGGGCCGGAUUGGUAUGACAGUGACGGACGUUUCAGAAAACGUGUCGCCGAACGUUGAGGUUCUCGUCAUUGAUGCGCAUGCACUGCUCUCGGCUGACAGACUCGACUACGAAAUCAAUCCCUCUAACUUUGCCCCAGAGGCUACUCCACGUGCGAUAGUGUUCCUGGGGGUCCCCGUGAAAGCCAUCGCGAGAAGGUUCGGCAAAGGACACGCCGUUUGUGUGAAUCCACCGAUAACUGGACAAAAGGUCCUCGCUGGGCUUCUCUCGGCUCUGAACGAGGCUACUCCCCGAGGGCCAAAGUCUGCAAUCUCCUCUUCGAUCCCAGUCGAAGAAAUGACAUCUCCUGGACUCGACCAGGUGUAUAUCGAAGACCUGCUAGGAGGGAACAGAUAUGCCAUGCCCCAACUCAAAGAAACAAAUCGGUCUUGGAGUGGUGAGUUGGACCAAAAUACCUUAGGUGUCACUGCCACCACACCCCAGCAGCCAGGAUCGCCAAAGAUGACAACUCACCAAACGGAGAGCACACGUCAAGCCACUUCAGACUCGGCCACCUCUUGUCGUUUCAAACGCCUUUUACUGGUCGACGAUAAUCCCAUCAACCUAAAGGUCCUGGCUGCAUUUGCCACACGGUUGGGCCUGACAUUUUCCACUGCAGCGGACGGUGCCGAAGCAGUGCGCCUUUACCGCACAGCAGUACUCGAGGACGCAGAUCCUUACGACUGCAUAUUCAUGGACAUCAGUAUGCCAAUCAUGAAUGGGUUCCAAGCAGUGAGGGCUAUUCGUGAUUUCGAAAUACAGCAGGGAAAUCUGUACAGCCAUGAACCUGGUCCUGAAAGAAGCAAGGGCACAUCACCCUUUCGCGCCUAUGUUUUCGCGCUGACUGGACUUGGCAGCGAUGCUUCCCGUAAUUCGGCGAGAGCAGCCGGCUUUGAUAAGUUUCUUUUGAAGCCCGUGAAGUUUAGGGAUGUAGUCCCUUUGCUGAGUGCGAUCCCGGCGGGGUAA